AGGUACUGCCUCUCGCCUCCUGGGAUAAGAUCUUAGCCCCUCGUCUUCUGGGAUUCUGUACCGCGGUGCUUGGGCUCCCGAGAUGCGGGAGCCUUCUGUGGGGUGAGCACCCGUCUGAACAACGGCUCCUGCCUUUGCUCCAAGAACAUCCCCGAGUUCAUUCGUUCCCACGUGCCCUGGAGGGGUGCUGGUCUCUGUGGUGCCCGCUGGUUUUUCUAGAGACCUCUUUCGUUGUGUGAUUUUUAAGUGCGAUCCUCAGUGCCCUACCGGGAUGCUGAAGUGGGGAGGUACCAGGUGUGGGCUGUCCAUGGCGUAGCGCUGCUUUCUGCCCCUGAGUCUGGGCUGGAGACAACUCGGCCACUUUCCCGGGACUGCCACCAACACAGAACUCUGAUCUGAAUUUCACAGACACAAAUUUAAGUAUUGUUGAUUGUUGCUGUUCAACAUCACAAGCUAUUUUGCAGAAGAGUUUUAGUGAAUUAUACAAUGGAAUUCCUAGGUUUAGUGACAAGACCCAGACCAGAUAGGUAGAAUUUCCUCCUUUCAGGCCUUCAUAGCUGACAGAUUUUAAAAGAUUUUAAAAAUCUUUGAAUUGAAGUUGUUGUCACAUGGGUUUUGGAUUCAAAAGGGAUUAUUUUAUAGAUAACUCACUUUAUAGUUGGUCUGUGUAUUUGUAAGAGAGGGAUUUUUUUUUUUUUUUUUGGUUCGUGCAGGUAUUAACAACCCUGAAAAACACGUACAUGCCAUUUUCCACACUUUCUCAAAACAAGUUGCCGAGAAACAAGAUGUAAAUCAGAUAUUUUUUAUUAUUCUAUGCAAAUUUAUAUGCAAGCAUUCUUUUUCCUUACGCUGAGGCAAGAUUCAGAUUUCUUGAGAAGCACAUGCAAGAUGGUUUUGUCAGUAUAUAAAGGAGAGCUGGGGCGUUAAUGUUUUGGUGGUUAUUGAUGUGAAGACUGCAUUCUAAGGAAGAAAAUCUGUAAGUGAUGUAGAUAUAUUACCUGAAGGUGUUGGUGAGGGAGUGACUUGAGGAUCCUAAAGCUGCCUCUGAUAUUUCAGACAUUUAUCACAGUAAUAAUGGUGUUGCAGUAGUUCCCCUUAGUUUGGGAAGUCUGUGUGGCAGUGCUUGGGUCCUCUUCUGUUUCUGCUUCUCUGAGCUUGUGUGGGGACAGGGAUGGAGCAUGAAAUGCAAAACUCAAGUGAGUUCUAUUGUGCCUUGAACUUCUUGUAAAUGUGCACUCUGUCCACAGGAAGCAAAACCACUGAAGUCAGUUGAGAAGAACUGGCCCAGGAAGAUCUGGUGUAUUUAGAGGAAUAAAUUCAAAUAGAUUUCCAGAUCUUGCUGUUUUACUUGAAGGGCCAUUUGUGACUUUUACAAGGUGUUGGUAAAUGUCCUGUUACACUGAACCAGAAUUUAGUUUCGCACUUGGCUCUAAACAAGUGAAAUUGUUGGUCUGUGCUAGGACUGAAUAGAUGAGGUUUGUUAGUGGUUGGGUACAGAGAACAAAUAUGAGAUUUCCUCACUUCCAGAACUGUUUGUACCUCCUGAGCAACACCAGCCACGGCCUGUGUAGGCAAUAAUAUGUGCUAUGUCCUGUGCUGUGAUUCCAUUGCAAAUAAACUUUAUGUCCUGGGGCUAAUCUUUGGGUUUUUUUCCUGUGUAUUAUGUACAGGUUCUCUUGUUCUCGUUUUUGUUGAUGCUUUGGGAGUUGCCCCACUGAAGUGAGGAGGAGCAGUAGAAGGCUGAGAUGUUACUCGGUGUCGGUGUUUUGUGUCCUCCGUACACAAACCUUCAGCCUGUGCUGUGGGAGCCUUUGUGCCCCAAGGCCUGAGGGUCGGCAGGGGCACAGCUGUGGGCGCUGCUGCAGUUUGGAGCAAAGCCCUUGUUUGUUUGGCCUGAGCAGGUGAGUAUGGGUGGGACCAGGGCUUCAGCGAGCAUGUUCCCCGCGAACGAGCAGCUUCCAAGUCUUGGGGCUUUGUCACUGGAAUCCAGCUCUUGGGCCUACAGCUCCACAAAAGUAGCCACUGAAAGCUGGACUGGAAAAGGGUUAAAGAGCCUUCCCUUUCACCUUUGGCAAAUACGCAAGGAAUACUUGGAAAAGAAAGAGAUGUCAGGAAUGCUGCUGGGAGGAGGGACAGCUGUUUGUUUUUUGUCCUCCCCAAAGUACAUUCUAUUUAAAUAUUUACAUGUUCUCUUGCUAAACAGCUUUCCUUUUUUUUUCUAUACUUUUCUGAUUUAUUAUUAAGUUAUGAAUUUAAUUUAAUAGGGGGAGACAGGUUUGUAAUUGCUAAUUCUUCUGCUUCAAGUUGAAAAAGCAUUUCUGUUGUUUUUUUCACUCAGAGAAGUAUGAUGCUAGAGUUUUCUAACAGAUUUAAGUGGUUUCAUUGAGGCUUGGUUUUCGUCUUUUAAUAUUAUUGCUUCUUUUCAUGUACUUUCUAUAUUUUAUAAUCUCAGUAAGCUAUCUGAACAUCCAGUAAAAAUAGAAAACUUGAGACAAUAUAGCCUUGAAGAGAAAGCAGUGGAAGACUAAUAAUAAAUGUAAUUGCAGAACAUUAAUAAUGUAGAUAAUAAAGUAAAGCACUUGUAGAUGCAAAAAUUAUAUAUUUGUUAUUCAUAAACAACUCUGAAUGGCCCCUGGGUCCUUCAUUGGGUAUACCUGUCCCAGCCUUGGUCACACUCUGGGGAUGUGUUUUGCACUGAUUCUCCUGCAAGAUCACUGCAUCUAGAACUGUGUACCUACUGAAGGCAUCUGUUUUAAGUAUUAGUUUAAAAAAUCAGCAGUAUUUAAGGACAUGAAGCAUCUUGGAUUACAAAGCUCUUGCAGGGGUGGGAAGAGUGAAAACAGAGCUUCUGAGGCUCCAGAGAAAAUGCUGCAGCACAGGUUUGGUAUUACAGCUGGGAGGUAAUCCUCUGAAAUAACAGAUCAUGGGAGACACCAGUUGUGUCUGUAGCCUUUGUUGGGCUGAGGCCUUGGUCACUAAACGUAGUUCAAAAUUGAAGGUAUUUCACUUCAGUGUAAAAUGAGUUUUACAAGGAACGUGUAUGCACACAGUACAUGCCUUCAGUACACAGUUUGAAAGUAAGGUAGCGUGAGGAAGGGUCCCCAUUUAAUUUGAUAGUAGUAUAAUGCCUUUGGAUAGUUUUAAUUUUGUCAGAUGCGUGGCUGAGCUGUUUGUUUUUGAGGAGGUGUGAAUAUAACUGAGGAAGCUUCGGUGAGUAGAUUGCCCCAUUUUUUAUGAGGUGACUGACAGAACUGACAGACUUUGGCAGAAUCAGUACCCUAUAAUCAUUAUUUUGGAUGUAUUCCUUACUCUUUCCUAUAAUUCCCCAUUUAAUCCCCUUGUCAAAGACUGUGGCAAAAGUUGCAACUAAAGAUCGAGCAGCUGAUGUAUUUGUGUGGGCUCAGGGAAGCGUGUGCUGGUUUGCAGUGGCCGCACAGGUCCCGGCGUGAGCAGAAUCUCAGCCAGGAUUCGCUCAGUGCCCAGAACUCUGGUCUGGACGGAAUCCUCAGUUUAACGUUGAAGUGACUCUGGCAACUACAAAUCCCAGGGAGCUUUGCUGGGAGCAGGUUUGUGCAGGAGGGUUGGCAUCCUGCAGGGACCAAUGGCAGCGGAGAACUCCUCAAACCCCUGCGUGUCAGCUGCCAGCGCUCCAAAGCGCCGGAGAGAGCUGGAGACCGGAGUGGGAACCGCCUGUUGCCCUGGGCUGAUUUAAAGUCCUCUGUGAGCUGUGAAUUGACAUCGUAUUCUACAACCUCUGUGCCGGCUGGAAAAAGCCCGCGGGAGUAGUGCCGAUGGAUGCGAUUCUGAACUGCAGCGUGGAGGAUUUGGAGGAUUACUACAACUUGCUGGGAUGCGAUGAGCUAUCGACGGUUGAACAAAUUCUUGCAGAAUAUAAGAUUAAAGCCCUUGAAUGUCAUCCUGACAAGCAUCCUGGAAACCCCAAAGCAGUGGAGAGUUUCCAGAAGCUGCAGCAAGCUAAGGAGGUUCUCACUAACGAAGAAAGCCGGGCGCGCUACGAUUACUGGCGACGGAGCAAAAUCACCAUCCCCUUCCAGCAGUGGGAGGCCCUGAGCAGCUCCGUGAAAACGUCAAUGCACUGGGCUGUCCAAAGUAAGAAGGAACAAAUGCUGGAAGCUCCUGACUUCAGUAAUACUGACAUAACUCAUGAGAUUUGGACCCAGCAGAGGGAAAACAAUGAAGAUGGAUUGUUGGAAGGGAACAGGGAGCAAGAAGAUGUUGCAACUCCUGAUGUGAAGCCACAGUCUUCAAAGAAUCCAGACUCCCCAAGAUUUUCAGAGGGAAAUUACUGGCACUUGCGUUUCCGCUGGUCAGGUGAUGCUCCAUCAGACCUUCUGAGGAAAUUCAGAAACUAUGAGAUCUAAAACGCAGAAUAUACAAGAGCAUGAGAUCAUGUGUUCAACAGCUCAGUAUUUUUUUUUUGUGUCAGCAUUUAUAAGUUAUUUGUAUUUUGUAUUCACUUGUUGUAACGUGAACGUUGUCCCAAUCGAUGUCUAAAUAUGGAUUUAACACGUGCUGUGAGCAUUACAGGUGGAGGUCUUUCUGUUCAACAAGCAAAGCCUUUUCAGUAUUAACAUGAAAUGAUUUUGUGAAGUUGUCUGGUGUCUUAUAUAUCGUUUCUUGUAUUCUGGAAUACUGCAUAGUGAUUGAUAUUUUUCUGAUUGCUGUGAUGUUAUAAAGAACAUACUCUCAGUAGAACAGAAAGUCCUUGUGGGACUCCAGGGUAUCGUUCUAUUCAGAGAUGAUCAUCCUAAAGCUGUUUGACAAUGAACUGUAAACAAAACUGUGCUUAUUUCUGAACUCUGUGCUCUGGCUCACUUCUCCAUGGCAUUGUACUCACUGCAAUGAUUUAUAAUGCAGGCAUUACAAACUUAACUUCUUGGAGGAUUGUGAUCUUAUGAUAGAGAUGAAAGAAGAAGGUUCUUAUUAUCCGAGGAGGUCACUGUGAUAGAUCAAGCACUCCUAAAAAAUCACUUGCUUUCUACCAUAACAAGUACGCUUUUUGCACCAGCUGUUUAUUUUGGAAGGCAGUUCCAGAACUUUACCUGUCUAGUUAGCAACGUUUUUUAAUUAAGAUUUAUUGGUGGACAACUGGUCCUCCUUGCUACAUCUGCCAACAUUGUCCUAUGGCUUCGUAGCAAUUUCCCUCCCUGCUGAGGUGGGGGUAAACGUGGUUUUAUCAGUUUUUAUCAGAAUGAAGAAUCGGAGAAGUCAGCACUAAUGUGUACAAAAUCUCACAUGCUAGUUUUUUUGAUAUUUUGGGCAACUUUUCAAAUUCUACAUAGUUGUUUAUUUAUUUUGUAUUUGCUUUCUUCUUUGCAAAUCUGGCUAAUAUGUCAGGUAUUAACACUGUGGUUUUGUGCGGGCAGAUAAUUCCAUCAGCAGCAAAUAAAACUGCCUGCAUACUGGAAAGGGUUUGCUUUCAUCUUUUUAACUAAAUCCUUCACCCACCACAGAGAUCCCUUUAGAAUUUCUUGUUGUUUGUACCCUCAGUGGGUAAAAGCUUAAGGGAGCUUAAGUUGUGUAUCUGGGGCAUCUCACUGGAAAGUGUAACCUGAAAAGUCCAGUGUUCUGCCAACAUGGAAACAAUGUUUUGAUGUCUGUCUCCCCCACGCAGGGGCUGAUGUGUUGACUGACCUACUGUGCUUCCCCUUGCAUAUUUUGCAGCUGGAAACAUUAUAGAGAUGAGUUUUAUAAUUCUCUAAUAUCUGGUGAAUUUAAUCACCAUUUCUUUUCUAGUGCAUUUGCUGCUUUACUUCAUAGAAACAUAUUUGCUCAAGAAAAACUUUCAGUCCCUAUUAUAAAGAGGGAUUGUAAAGUGUCAAACAGUAGGAACAGGAUAAACUCGAGUUCAUUUGAAGGAUGUACAGUAAUAGGGAACAAUUUUCUCUCUAACAAAAAGGUGGGAAUGCAGCCAGCUGGAGCACUUCGAAUCAGGUGAAGGCUCAGAUUCUUCUCUCACCAUUUCGCUUGCCAGUAAAGGUAAAAGGGGGUAGUUGGAUGGAUGAUUUAGCACUUAAUGAGCUGGUUUCCCUUGAGAAGUGAGUACACAAUAGACCUCUGAACAGCAGGCUCAUUGUUUGUGUCAUUAAAACUGAUGUCGUGAUUAGCCAAUUACUGCACAGUUUAUUUUGGCAAAGAACCUUCGGGUGUUUGUUCUGGAUGAAUAAUUGCAGAUAUUUGGAAGACUCUUAGCCCAGUGAAAGCUGAUGGCAAAACUUGUGUUUUGCAACAUGCCUGCUAGAGAUCAGUAUUUUAAUUUGUAUUUGCCCUCUGAAGAGGUCAGGUUAGAACUGGUGCUCCAGAACACCAAUACCAUCAAUACAGACUUUAAAAUUUUUUUUCUAUUUCUCUAUGUGUUAAACUUGGAAUGGUCCAAUUUUCUGUAUUUCUCAACUAGAGUUGAAUUAACCUAUUCCUAGCAGAGCAAACCUGGGGGUACUGGAAGGCCAGAGGAACCUGUGCAGCUUUUACUAUUGUUCCCCAAAAAAACAGGUGGGACCUGACCUGUGGGCCAGUAACAAGAGUUAGCUGGAAUAAGUGGGCAGCCUAGUUCAUCAUGGCAGAAAGUAAAGAAAUAAACACUUGACAAAUUAUUCGGUGUUAGACCACUCAGGGUCCACCCUCCAAGGGUAAACUGCUUUUUUGCCCUUUUUUUUUUUUUUUUUUUUUUUAAGAAGUUUUUCUCCUAGUAGCAUGAAAAGAUCCAGGAAAUAUUCCCCAUGACAUUUUUAUUUAUUGUGGUGCCUCAGCCUCUGCAGUGGUGAGCACAGAACAUACUUCACAUGCUUCAAUUUUAACUGGGUGGGGGUUUGUGAGGUGGAUCCAAAGCUCUGUGGACAUGUGAUUACGAGCCAGUGGUCAGGUGUACGUGGUUUUCAGUGGUACACAGAGAAUUUAACUUGCUUUACAAAGUGGAAACAGCUGCAAAAGGUUAAUUGUGGGGGUGGGCAACAACAGCAACAAACCCAGACACCACAUGUGAGAUUAGGGCCUGUGAAUCUGAAGCUGGUGGAGGAGGGCAGUUCUCUGCAAGUGAUGGUAAGGUCCCAUUUUCUUCUUUAGCACUUCUUGUGAGUUGUUUAGGUGGGUAACAAAGGGUUCUGGGUACCUGAGGGGUCUGACUCAGUGUGUGCUUCCAUCACUCACAUCACUGAGUGUUACUGUGCUGGGGUGCUACAGCUCGGAAUGAAUUGGUGUGAGAAUAAACUGGGAGGUGAGCCCAGCUCCUCUGAGUCCAGUCAAAAGGGUUAAUAAAGCUUGGCCAUUACUAGACUUGUGAGGGCUGAAAAGCUUUAAUGUGGAAGUUAUGAGAUAGCAGAUGGGGCUGCAGGUGGGUGAUGAUGAUGAUAAAAUACAGAGAACUGGGCAUGUUGUUGAAUGCUGUGUUCUAGGUGUUUGAGCCUGUAUCAACCAGGUUUGUAAGAUCAGAAAUUAAGCAGCUAUUUAGCCAGGUGUUAACACUGUAACUGAACAGCUGGGGGGGACCCUUGAAUUAUGUAAAAUUAUUUUAUUUUUGUCUACUUCUGUCAUACUUGUUGUGCAAAUGCAGAAUAUAUAAGAUUGCAACUUU
Molecule: messenger RNA, 7591 nt
Organism: Myiozetetes cayanensis
Lineage: Eukaryota; Metazoa; Chordata; Aves; Passeriformes; Tyrannidae
Gene: DNAJC12
Product: DnaJ heat shock protein family (Hsp40) member C12
Exons: 5
Coding region: 3792-4382 (196 amino acids)
Cellular component (GO): cytoplasm
Source: RefSeq, a predicted model, not a curated record